Molecule: messenger RNA, 961 nt
Organism: Cryphonectria parasitica EP155
Lineage: Eukaryota; Fungi; Ascomycota; Sordariomycetes; Diaporthales; Cryphonectriaceae
Exons: 1
Coding region: 68-892 (274 amino acids)
Source: RefSeq, a predicted model, not a curated record
AUGAAACUCAGAUCACGAACCCACGACUAUUAAGGGCAUAAUUUGAAGACCCAAGACGGGUCUAAACAUGGCGGCAACACCACUCUUCCUCUCGCCCGCACUCCCUUCCGAGCUGCUCGCCUGGGUCACUCGAAACGAGUCGUACCCAACGACUCUAAUAAUCUGCUCGUCAAGGGCCGAAUUCCUCUCCUCCCUCAUACAGGACGUCCGCAGCGCAGAUACCAGCACAGGCACAGAUGACCCAGAGACAUCCGAUCUACAGCAUCUUCUCUUAUCCUCGCCGCUCUACCAGGUUGCUGUAGCCCGCCACAUCCGGCUCAUCUUUACACCUACAGUCUCACACCUCCGCGCGUGCCUGUCCGUCUUCGAUCCUGCCGACAGCAAGGCCCCGCCCCCUCCGCCGGCAGCCUCCGUGUACUCUGUGCCACCAUCAAGAGCGGCGCAGCGGCUACCGCUGCUGCUGGUGUACGGGUUUCUGCGGCAGCAUCGCGAUACGAGCGAGUGGAGCGCGCAGGGAAUCAACGCUACGGCGGCGGUGCUGGUCGAGGCGGGCAGGAGGUGUGGAUUCAGGGCUUUGCUUGUGGAUGCGCCGACGGAGAUGGCAGGAGAUGGGCCUGAGACCGAGGAGGGGGAUAUGCAUGAGGGUGCUGGGGCUGGAUCGGGGCAGUCGGUCUUGGACGAGGAGGUGCCAGUACUAAGCCCAAGUACUGUGAGGGCCGGAGGUGAUCGGGAUGAUGCGGUGUGGACAGGGCGGAAGGUAGCUCUGGGCAGGGUACUGGGUCGAUGGUUCCGGUACAGAGAGGGUGACUGGAAAAGACAAGGCGCUGCUGGGACAUUGGAUGAUCCCCAUGAAGACGAAAAGCAAAAGCAAGCAAGCACCAGUGAUAUAUGACCUAAUCUAUGAAUCCAUAGGCAGUAUUUCAAUUCCAGCCACUGAGAAAUACCUGCUGCUGACACCCCU